CCCGGCUUUUGCCAUUCACCAACCCGCUCUACGCCCUUGGCGCAAGCGAAAAGAGACGGCGGCCGGCGGAAGCGUCACUUCCGGCACGCCGAGCCGGUGCAGAGAAGAAGGGGGCGGGGCGUGCGCACUUUGCGCAGCUUGGAGCUGCCGGGAAGUCGCGCAGUUGGGGCUGUCCUGGACUUGGGGGGCGUCUUGUCCCUCACCCCAGAUUUGGGGCAGGGGGCCAGAGAGGCAGCCGGGGAGUCAGGGGCCCGAGAGAGCAGGGGAGGGUUAAGGGAACCAGAUCCUGGACGGGCUCCGCGUUGCUGCCCUUCUCCACGCCCUGCGAGGGGGUCCAGAGAGGAAGCUAUCCGCCCCUUGCCUGUCUCCCCGCCGGGAUCUCUCAUGGAACGGGCAGGCAUCCUUUGAUUCUGCUGCUGGAGGGGCCAGCCCCCCACCGCCCCAAAGGAUGUAACACGCCCUUCCUGCAGGGGCAGCUGCUCUGGCCAAGAGAGGGGGCGGCGGCGGUGGUGCAACCCCCCUCUCCCUGCAGUCUGGGAGACGAUGGCUUCCUAGCUGGGCGAAGAUGGAGAAGGCCGUGGGCAACCUCAGCUCCAUCGUGCCGGCCUCGCGGCUCACGCCGGCCUUCCCCCCCGCCGUCAAGGUGGGCCUGACGACGCUCUACACGGCCCUGUACGCCUUGCUUUUCUUCUCGGUCUACGCCCAGCUCUGGCUGGUGCUCCUUUACCGCCACAAAAAGUUCAGCUACCAGACGGUCUUCCUCUUCCUCUGCCUCUUCUGGGCCGCCCUACGCACCACCCUCUUCUCCUUCUACUUCAGGAACACCCUCAAGGCCAACCACUUGCAUCCCUUCUUCUUUUGGCUGCUGUAUUGCUGUCCUGUCUGCCUCCAGUUCUUCACCUUGACCCUCAUGAAUCUCUAUUUCGCUCAGGUGGUUUUCAAGGCCAAAGCAAAAUAUCGUCCCGAAUUGAUCAAAGGCCUGUUGAUGGUGAGAGGGGCAUGCUUUGGGGCCAGCGUCCUCUUCCUGGCGGUGAACGUGGCGUGCGCCGUGCUGGUGCGGGCACGCCAGGCCGAGCCCUGGGCCGUGGUCCUUGCUCGCGUUCUCAUCAGCGACUCGCUCUUUGUUCUUGGGGCCGUCUCUCUGGCCCUCUGCCUGUACCUCGUGGCUCGCGGGUCCCCCUCGACACGCAUCUACCUGGAAGCCAAGGGCACCACGCUGUGCCAGACGGCGGCCAUGGGGGGCACCAUAGUUUUGCUCUACGCCAGCCGAGCUUGCUACAACCUGGCUGCCCUGGCACUCUCCUCCCGCACCCGGCUCGACUCCUUUGAUUACGACUGGUACGACGUUUCCGAUCAGGCAGAUCUAAUAACCGAUCUCGGUGAUCAAGGUUACAUCGUCUUUGGCCUCAUUCUCUUUGUUUGGGAGUUACUGCCCACGACGUUGCUGGUUGGCUUUUUCCGAGUCCAUAGGCCGGCUCAGGAUAUGAGUGCAAGCCGUGUCUUCAAUCGGCAGCUUGGUGUCUCCCGUUCUUACUUCUUUGACUACCCUGGGCAGCGUGAAAAUGAAGGACUGACUAGCAGCCUGACUGGACGACCCGGCAGUGGGAUCUAUUACGGCUCGAUCAAUCGCAGCGGGGAGCAAGACUGGUUCGGGGGCCACCCUCCCACCGCCCCCCUUCUGUUCUCGCAGGCUGCAGUUUCCGGUGGCCAUCACCACAGCCUUUACUCCACCCCGCAGAACUGAGAAAUUUAAAGGUGGUCUGGGGACAGGAAGAAGGCCACCCCCUAGCAAUGGAUGAAGGUUUCCUGCGUGUGUAGGGGGGGGGCGGCUGGCAUGUGGACAGGGUAUUAGAGCCACUACCCCCCCCCCCCACCUCCAUCCCCUUCCCUGAACUUGAGCCCAAGAAACUCAGCUCCGUCCUUUAGCCCUGGAGCUUGCCGGCAAUUUUGCUGGAAUCUCAACGCUUGAUCCUUCCCCUUGGAAAAUUCCCCAGAUAUUUAACCAAUAGCAUACUGAGAACACUAGCACUUUAAAUGACUGGUGGGGGGGCGCGUUUUAUCUUUGAUGUUGUUGUUUCAAUGAAUCCUGUGAAAUGGGUAGAGGGGCAUUCUCGUUUCUCCCUCUUUCCCCCUCCCCACGAGCCGGUAGCCGUCGUCAUCCGGAAUAAGCUUCUGCUCCUCUGCUAGACACUUUGCAGUUUUUGGUGCUAUCCGAGCGCUUGCCCCUCCCAAUAAAUGGAUUUUGUGUU
Molecule: messenger RNA, 2249 nt
Organism: Candoia aspera
Lineage: Eukaryota; Metazoa; Chordata; Lepidosauria; Squamata; Candoiidae
Gene: GPR137
Product: G protein-coupled receptor 137
Exons: 8
Coding region: 566-1744 (392 amino acids)
Biological process (GO): regulation of autophagy; positive regulation of TORC1 signaling; negative regulation of osteoclast differentiation
Cellular component (GO): lysosomal membrane
Source: RefSeq, a predicted model, not a curated record